UUAUCUUAACUCUAAGGGCAAAAGCCAAUAUAAGGCAAAAAUAGCCCUAUCGGGAUAGGUUUAAAAAAUGCUGUCUGAAAAUAAAAUUGAGGUUUAGAAUUAAUGAUUACGGAUAUCAAAUUAAUGAUUACGGAUAUCAAAUUAAUGAUUACGGAUAUCAAAUUAAUGAUUACGGAUAUCAAAUCGAAUAUAUUGAUUUUAUUGAAUGUUCUUUUAAACUAAAGUGAUAAAUAUUUAUAAUUUAAGAAGCGACCGUUGGAGGGGGAUCUUGUUAUAAAAAUGGACAGUGAGGACUGCAAGACAAAGUAUGGAAAGGAUCUGUUUUUCCUUGCACCCUUCUACCAUAGAGAAUAUCCUCCAGGCCUUCAACGUCUAAUAGUUCUAGAUAUAGAUCUACUGUUUAUGAUCGAUCUAGCAGAAUUAAAUCAUCAGUUUAAUCUAAUGGCGGAGAAGGAGGUAUUUGGUAUAGCAGCAGAAUUCAAGAUUUGGUUUUAUAAGUUUCUAACAACAGAAUUCAGGGAUAGUCACCCAGAGACAAUCAUAGCUAGUCCUGGUAGAAAACAGGGUUUGAAAACUGGUGUUAUACUACUAGAUUUAAAGAAGCUGCGUGACCCAGCUAGCAGUAUCUUGCGGUCAGCCCUGCUACCUUCAAUAUCUAAACAGAUUGCUGAUACGUUCAGCUUCAAAGGAAAAUGCGGGGAUCAAUGUCAGUUGAAUGUAUUGAGCUGGAAAUAUCCUGAAUAUUUUUAUCAACUCCCGUGUCAGUUUAAUGUACAACAUGAUCAGUUCUCAUCAGAGGAGAUCAAACUGUUUGAAGAGGAAGAGUUUGAUGAAGAUCUUGAGAAGGAUAUUAUUGAUCAAGUGCUGGGAAAGAAUCCAGAAGACAAGAGAUAUCAAUAUUGUAAACAACCAACGAAAAUUUGCCAUAGAAAUUAUUGAAUAAUUUGUAUAUCUAUUUUUUAACAAGUUUUCUAAUUUUAUCUAAUUUUAAUGCUGAUUUUUUUUAUGUUACAACACAGAAUAAGGUUGGAUAGGAAGAUACCUGUGAGACGUAUUUCAUAAUAAUUUUUUUCUUGAGUUUUGGAGGAUGGAAAACAUAAUUUUGAUUGAAAAUUUUUUUAGAUCAUGAUCUAGCUUAUAUUUUCCGGAUAUCUCCAAAGCGUUUUGAUCAUUAGAAGUUGGGGAAAAUAUGAGCUAUGAACAGAAUUUGACUGCGCGCCUACCAAAUAAUGAUUUGACUUUGACUUUAUCAAAUAAAAAACAAACGCUGAAGAAAUAUUUAGAAAAUACAUAACAGAGAAACUUGUAAUUUUGCAGUAAUUUGUGUAUACAAAAGAUAGAAAAUUAGAAUAUACAGUGUGUCCUAUAUCAUUUUGGACUGUAUAUAGCUCCAAAUUGCAAUUUCAAUGGGCUGAUCAAAAAAUUUAUAAAAAAAAAUAUUUUAAAAGAUUGUAUAAGCAUAAUAUAAAAAUUUGCAUAUAUCAGUCUUUUUGAGUAUUAUGUGCAUAGUUUGGCGUUAAAGCUGAUAAAUCUAAUAUGAUAUAAAAUGCUCUGUAUAUUGUCUUCAGGAAGCAAAACAAAAAACUAAAUUGUAAUACCACAUGUACAGGCCGGCGUUUAACUCUCUAAAAUAAUGGCAAGAUUUGUGAAACAAACAAGGUGAAACGUCCAACUAUCCGCAUUUCUAUAUCCUAUGAAUUUGCUCAGUUUACUUACUUGUAUUCUUGGAAAGUAGUUGGUGUAGCCCCCGCUAGGGGCAUUUAACAACAUCUUUUCCACACAGUCUUCUUCUGGGAAUCUUGUCAAUCUCUCAGGAUCAGUUCAUCUCAGAAGAAGAUAGAUAUUGAUCUAGAUUUCUUUUAAAUAUCUUGAUAUUUUGAGACUCUCUACUUGUGGUGGGUAACUGGUUCCAAUCAUGAAUGACUCUUCGGGUAAAGAAAUUACUUCUGAUGGUGGUGUUGGUUCUCUGUUUAGUCAGUCUGGUUCUAUCAUCUGAUUGUCUGGUGGUUCUCACAGAUACUUGAUUAACUCUUUUAAACCAGAGUUCAUCUCCUUCAACCUCUAGUUCUUCUUGUUUCAAGGGAGAGAAGUUUUUCAGUAUAUCCAGCUGAUCUCAAUCCACUUAUCAUAUUCACAGCUUGUAUUUGGACAUUUUCCAAUACCACAGUUUGAAAAUAAAAUUUUAAAUUUUAUAUUCUCAUUUUGGAUUUAUAAA
Messenger RNA from Eurytemora carolleeae, 2215 nucleotides. Its product is annotated as LARGE xylosyl- and glucuronyltransferase 2. Gene Ontology annotation, molecular function: UDP-xylosyltransferase activity. The record is from RefSeq and is a predicted model, not a curated record. Lineage: Eukaryota; Metazoa; Arthropoda; Copepoda; Calanoida; Temoridae. The transcript is spliced from 7 exons. Bases 280 to 939 code for a protein of 219 amino acids.